GCAGUGAUUCAGAGAAUCUAGGCCUCAACCUUGGGACAACAAUGGACGACACCGGAGGAGCAUACUAUACCCCUCUCGCCCAAUACUCUUAUUACCAGCAACCUCCGCCACCGCCGGGGACGGCGCAUCAGCCCCCGCCGCCGCCGCCUGCUCAGUUGCCUCACCACCACCAAUACCAUCCUUAUCAACCGCCGGUGCCCUCCUACGCCGCUCCACUCUAUACUCCUCCGCAUUCCCACGAUGAAGUCCGAACUCUCUUCAUCGCCGGCCUCCCCGAGGACGUCAAGCCGCGAGAAAUUUACAAUCUCUUUCGCGAGUUCCCGGGUUAUGAAUCUUCUCAUCUCCGAAGCCCUAGCUCGAAUACGCAGCCAUUUGCGUUUGCAGUCUUUGUGGAUCAGCAGUCAGCAGUUGCAGCCAUGUAUGAACUGAAUGGAAUUGUAUUUGACCUUGAGAAAGGCUCGACUUUGUUCAUUGAUCUUGCAAAAUCCAAUUCCAGGUCAAAGCGCCAAAGAACUGAUGAUGAUAGGCAUGGAUCAGAGAAAAGAAUGAAAGGACCUGCGGUCAUUUCGAGGGUCAUUGAAUCUGCAGGUGUUGGCAACAUUCACAUUCCUGGAAUGGGUAGUUCCGCUUACAACACAGUUGGUUAUCCACCUACACAAAGUUAUGCAAAUUUUGAUGGUAGAGCUAUGAACGAGGGCAAUGCAAACAAGAGUGCUGCUCCUCCAUGUCCGACACUCUUUGUGGCUAAUCUGGGGCCAAAUUGUUCGGAACAAGAACUCACCCAAGUGUUCUCAAGAUGCCGUGGAUUUUUAAAGUUGAAGAUGCAGAGCACCUAUGGAGCUCCUGUUGCUUUUGUUGACUUUAAGGAUACUGCUUGUUCAAUGGAAGCUCUGAGUCAUCUUCAGGGUACAAUGCUUUACUCCUCACCUGGAGAGGGCAUGCGACUGGAAUAUGCAAAAUCACGGAUGGGAAUGCGGAGUAAGAAGUCCAGAUAAAGCACGCCCAACCAAAGAUUUGCAUGAUUUGCCACCGACAUGCCCCGCAAAUGAAGGUAAAGAUUGGAGAGUUGAAAGGACGGAAGAGGAGUCGUUGGACGUGAAAAUGACAUGUUCUCUACUACAGGCAUUAUGUGUAGAAAAAUGUGGGGGGUACGGUUUGGUGUUUGUUGUUAAAUAUAUUUGUCUCACCAAGUAAUAGCCUUAUAGAUUGAAGUAAAUGUGAAAUGGACAGAGUUGGUGCUGGAAUAAAUAUUUUGAGAUAUUGAGUCUGCAUUUUCUGCUGUUGCUGCCUUCUGUCUCAUGCAUUUACGUCCUUGUACCAUGCCACGAGUGCAUAACCAAUCAUUGAUGUUACAUAUUUAGUGGGGAUUACUUUUUACUUC
Messenger RNA from Ipomoea nil (Japanese morning glory), 1381 nucleotides. Its product is annotated as U1 small nuclear ribonucleoprotein A. The coding region runs from base 42 to 995 and encodes 317 amino acids. The transcript is spliced from 10 exons. Gene Ontology annotation, molecular function: mRNA binding. The record is from RefSeq and is a predicted model, not a curated record. Lineage: Eukaryota; Viridiplantae; Streptophyta; Magnoliopsida; Solanales; Convolvulaceae.